AUGGGACUUCCAACUCUUUCUAAAGGCAUCAAGUGGAGAGUGGGUUCUGGGGAGAACUUGAGGUUCUGGACAGAUAACUGGCUUAGUUGUGGCCCUCUCCAGCAGCAUGCUCUCACUGAGCUGACUGAAGAUAUGCUCCAGUUGAAUAAGUUACUUACUAAUGUGCAAAGACAGAGAAGAGGCCUCACUCAAAUCCCUAACUGUCCUAGAUGUGCUGCUCUUAUGGAAACAAUUGAGCACCUGUUCAAAGACUGCCCUAUUUCUAUUGCUGCUUGGAAUGGCAUUGGUGUUGAUUUUGGGGACCUUGGCUCUCUUGACUUUGAUGAUUGGAUUCUGCGAAAUUUGAAGAGUAAAAGGAAGCUGUCCUGGAAUCGUCCCAGUCUUGGAGGCUGUAAGAUUAACUCUGAUGGUAGUAGGAAUAACACUACUGGUCAAAUUGGCGUUGCUAGUGUGUUAAGAGAUGCAACUGGUGCUUGGCUUAAGGGCUAUUAUGUGAAUUUGGGUAUUGGCUCUGUCCUUGAGGUUGAAUUGUGGGCUAUUUUUUGGGGACUCUCCCUAGCUUGGGACUCUGGGUUUCGAACUGUGGAAGUGGAAAGCGAUUCCAAGAUUGCAGUGACUCUUCUUAAUUCUCUCACUAUUUCUACCCACCCCCUGUUCAACAUCAUCAGUUGCUGCAGAGGAAGGUUUCUAGCGAACUGUGGAAGUGGGGGAAAAAAAAGCAAAAAUCGGUUUCUAGCGAUGAGCCCAAGCCUGGGUUGGGAGUGGGUCCCAUGA
Prunus armeniaca (apricot) is the source of this 774-nucleotide messenger RNA. The record is from the annotation of a GenBank genome assembly. NCBI's taxonomy places the organism in Eukaryota, Viridiplantae, Streptophyta, Magnoliopsida, Rosales, Rosaceae.